AUGUCUACCGAAGAGAAACCAUCUCUAUCAACAUUACCAACCGAACUUAUUUUUUAUAUUUUUUGUUAUCUUGAUGCACCGACUAUUAUUCGUUCAUUUCGUAAGGUUUGUAAACGAUUCUAUAAAAUUGUUCCUACUUAUGAUCGAUUUAAAUUUGAUUUCAAAUCAAUUUUAAAAUCAGAUUUUCAUUUACUUUGUAAUUUGAUUCAUCCUAAGAAUGUUGAAUCAUUGACACUUUCUGAUGAUGAUGAAACACCAGGACAAAUCGUAUAUUUUCUCUCAAUCUUUCGUAUUAGCCAAUUUACUCGACUUCGUUCGUUGACUCUAUUCGAAAUUGAUGAUUAUCAUUUAAGUAUUAUUUUGAAAGAUAUUAAAGCGUUGGAACUUAACUCACUAUCAAUUUAUUCAAAAAAAGAUUAUUCACAAGGUAAUACAAAUGUUGCUGAUCUAUUGCCAGUUACUUCUUUGCCUCGUCUUUUCACAUUCAAUUUUAAUAUUCAAAGUUUUGACGCAACUAACAUACUAUGGCCUUUCCAAUGUAAAAUAGAACAUCUGGAAAUUUAUUGUCAUACACUCGAUGAAUGUUGUAAUCUUUUUUGUCAUUUAUCUAAUCUACGAACGUUAGUUGUAGAACAAUUGAAUGUAGACGACAUCGAACAGACGAUUUCUAAACUUGCCAAUUUUGAACCGAUUUAUCGAUUGUCCUCGCUAACCUUCAAAUACUGUACGGUUGAUGUGACCAUACUUCAGUUGCUUCUAUCACAUAUACCUUCGCUAGAACAUCUUCGACUGAUGCGAUCAGUAAGUUUAAAUGAUUUUACAUCGCAUUUGUCUGAAUGGGAAAAGUUCGUUGGAACAAAACUGCCUUUAUUGAAUAAAUUCGAAAUUUUUCUCGUUGAUGAUCAGCCUGAUGUUCUUACUCAAGUCGAUACAGAAUCACUUGUAGCUUUAUUUCGAACACCAUUUUGGACUAAAACAAAAAACUGGCUUGUUAUAUGUGAUUAUAUUACUGAUAGAAGAAGUGUCUUUGUUUAG
This is a messenger RNA of Rotaria sp. Silwood2, 1035 nucleotides long. NCBI's taxonomy places the organism in Eukaryota, Metazoa, Rotifera, Eurotatoria, Philodinida, Philodinidae. The record is from the annotation of a GenBank genome assembly.